GCGAUCGUCACGAAGCGAUUUUUCGGCCAACCGCAUUCGGGCACCGCGACAUCUUCAACUAUACAUCAUCCGAGUCCACCCACUCUCGUCUCCCUGCAAACAUGGCGAAAAAGAAGCAGUUUCUGCAGCAAGCCAAUCUCAAGCAAUCCGCGCACCAAGGCAAGCGCAAGCAGCCUGAGCCGCAAACCGAAGAUGACUUUCUAGAGGCCGCCGAUGAAUUUGAGAAGAGCGGCGGCAAGUGGCGUGCAGGCGAUGCGGCCAAGGCGGCACGCUUCUUUCAGAGGGCUGUGGAUGCCUAUGCUGCCGGCUUGCAGAAGUUUCCAUCGUCUUUUGAUCUCGCAUACAACAAGGCACUCCUUGAGUACCAAAUAACCCAAGACGUGCGCAUUGCCGCGCAACUCGGCCACCCGCUCAUCGACCUUCAGCGACAAGCCCUAUCGUCGCACGAGCUGGCCCUCCGCCUCGACACCACCAACACGGAUGUCCUCUUCAACACCGCUCAGACCCUCUCAGAUCUCGCCGAACAUGCCCCCAAGCCCGAGGCUACGCAAGCACUGCAGCGCGCCGUCGGCCUCAUGCGCCAGUGUCUGCAGCGCCAGGUCUCUGAUUACGAGGAGCUGCAGGCCGCAUUUGCAGCUGCCAAUGCCGGUGCUGACGCCGGUGUCGGUGCGCCGUCGUCUGCCCCGGGGAAGUCUGCGGCCUCCGCGCCUGGUAAUUCGAACGAGGAGUAUGCCGUUGUUGAAGAAGCUGUCUCAGAGCGCGAUAUUCUGGACUCUGUCUUCGCACUUACGCACAUGGCCGCGGAGCUGGUCGGCUUACUCGACGCACAGCAGCUCGACGCCGCGCAGACGGAUGUCGAGUUCACGAUGGGCCUGUACGCGGCAGGCGGGCUGGAGACGUACAUUGAGCGGCUAGACCGGACAGUGCCGGAAGCCGCCCCCGCAACCCCCACGCUUUCCCUAACGCUUAGUCUCUCCGCCCCACAACAACCGCGCCACCAAACGCAACAGCAACAAAGCCCCCACGCCCUCGCCCUCGCCGAAGCACAUCUCGCACACGCCGUCCUCACCGCCGCCGUCGCAGACGCCCAGUUCCGCUGCGCGGCCCUCUCUCCGCUCUCCUACUACCGCCGCGUCCUCCGCGCCUUCACGCGCACCCCCGCCCUCGCCGAACCCGCCGGCCCCGCCAUCGAGCCCACCACGGCAACCGACGCGCGCUGCGCCCUCGCGGACGCCCUCCUAGCCUAUGCCGCCGCGACCGCGCCUGACCCCGCCACCCCACCAAAGGCGGCACUGGCAGCGCUGGCGGAGAAGUGGGCGCGGAGCGGACUGCCCGCGCAGCUUGCACCUGCUGAAGCGGCGGAGACGGCACCGGUGCCUCUUGCGGCUUUGCUCCCCAACGACGCGGCAGCGGCCGACGCGCUUGACGCGGCCGAUCCCGCCAUUCCCUCCGCUGCUCUCCACACCGACGCCCUAUGCCGCGCGCUCCUGGCCCUGCGCACCGCGACGCUCCAGCUCGCGGGCCUUGCGGCGGGUGAAGCGGAAGCGCGCGCGAAGCUGCCGCAGCUGCGUCUCUCGGCCGGAGACGCGCGUUGGCGACUGCGCAACGCCGGGCUCGCGCUGGCAGAGAGGGCAGGGUCAGAGGCAGAGCGGGAGGAGCAGGUGAAGACGGCGCGGCGGGAGGCGCUGGCCGCGGAGGGGGAAUGGGCACGGGCAAAGACGGAGGGGAUGGGCGUGGGCAUGGAGUGUGCGGAGGAAGUUUUGGAGGAGGUAUGGCGCGAGAUGAGGGAGGAGAAGAUGGUAUUUGAGGGAGAGGGGGAGGGCGUGCUGGCGUGAGAUAAGUACAGUACCUAAGACAGAAUGAUGGAGGAUUGUAUGCAUGUAUGCGUGGAAGGAUGACGGAAGUAAGAUCGGAACCCAUGAUGGAGGAUCUGUAGCAACCCUGCCGAUAAGCAGCCAGGCCGUCAGCUGGCUAGCUUUCGUGAGACGACGGCGGUGCAACACAGCGGAGCGCAGCGGAA
Messenger RNA from Aplosporella prunicola CBS 121167, 2020 nucleotides. RefSeq lists its product as uncharacterized. The record is from RefSeq and is a predicted model, not a curated record. Gene Ontology annotation, molecular function: protein binding. Bases 102 to 1835 code for a protein of 577 amino acids. Lineage: Eukaryota; Fungi; Ascomycota; Dothideomycetes; Botryosphaeriales; Aplosporellaceae. The transcript is spliced from 5 exons.